Messenger RNA from Haliotis rufescens (red abalone), 1557 nucleotides. RefSeq lists its product as uncharacterized. Bases 24 to 1439 code for a protein of 471 amino acids. NCBI's taxonomy places the organism in Eukaryota, Metazoa, Mollusca, Gastropoda, Lepetellida, Haliotidae. The transcript is spliced from 8 exons. The record is from RefSeq and is a predicted model, not a curated record.
UCAAGGGACAUCACUCUGAGAGUAUGUCGACCGACCGGGCUGUCGAUGUGGGCAGUGAGGUGAUGCCAUAUAAUUUGAUGACGUCACAAAACUGUCGUUCAGACAAUCCAAGAUGGGCGAAUGCAAGAAUGAUUUCGAUGAAAUGGUGGCUCUUCUUGAUGGUGGUUCUAUGUACAGAUCGUGGCAUCAGUAAAAACCACGUACACCUCGGUUGCUUUCGUCCAUCAAAGUUCGCCCUCAAGGCCUUUAUCCGACGUCCACAUGACCAAAGAGACAGCGGCCCUGCUUGGUGUGUGAACUACUGCAGACAGCAGAACUAUACGUUCGCUGCGAUCGAGGCGUAUUCUCAACUGUGCCGAUGUGACAACCGGUUGAAAGACUCCACCCGUGUUCCUCUCGAGCAUUGCCUCAGUCCUUGCAAUGCAAAAGGGCAGUGUGGAAAACGAGAUCGAGUAAUGUUAUAUGUUUUAGAUGCCCCUCCGACUCAUUCCGGCCCGACGGGAAAGUCAGAUAAGGAAGAUGACGCCCAUGCAGCGCUUGUAGUCGGUACUGGCGUCCAUCGGGGUAAGGAGGCCUGGGACCAAAGCUACGACCAGCUUCUUAUCCUUGGAGGCGGGGUGGGGGCAGCCGUGGCACUGUUGGCGAUCCUGGUACACUGCGCUCGUGUGUCCAGAAUGAGGUCUCGUCUCCUCAAAGUCUACAUCACCCAGCUGAAACGAGGCGAGACUGAUGCGAUCACGCCUCCCGGCACUUUCACAAUUAGCAAUCAACUCUGCCUCGACUUCUUCUGUUGUUGCUGUGACAGAAAACAGGACGACCUUGAAUACGAUGAACUUUUGAAUGACAUUGAACCCGCUCGCAAAGGAUCUUUUAAUGCAAAGGUCAAACAGUAUUUAAACAAAUGUGAGGCUGACAAAGAGGCGAACAGGGAAGAGUUACGAAAAAUAUUAAGGACGUUGUCUAAGAGUGGUUCCAUCAGCAAAGUAAGGAGCUCUGCCCGGAGUUUAGGGGAACCGUAUGUCAAGUCACGGAGACAGAGGCAACAAUCGGACCCUGCUGCCAACCUGUCUGAUCUGUCCAAUGUGUCUCUCAGAGGCGCGACAAGCUGCCCUUCCCGAGUGGGAGGUCGCGACCAAAAUUCCUCAGCGUGCCCCAUCGAGAAGACCUUUCGAAGCCAUUCCUCGAGCAGGACAAUGUACACAAGAAGAAGCCCACGACACGGCGACGGCGGACGUGGUCAUGACGUCGCCGCAGACGAUGAUGAUACAGUGACCAGUUCUCCUAUUCGUCUACUUCCGGUGCCAUGUAGGAACUCCUCGCAAAAUAGUUCCGAAAACAGAUACCCCCAGGGAGGAAGUAAGACGCGGCGUCCGCGCCCCCAGCGUCUCGUGUGGCUGAAGGGGGUUGAGGAAAAUACCAGUGACUCCCAGUCGGAUUGACCAUACAGUGUCACCACCCGAAAGGCACAUGGAUUUGACGGGAAAGUUGAAUUUCUCUAGUACAUGUAUUUUGCUGAUCUGAUCUCUGAUUAAACUACAGAAUGAUGCUGUUAGGUGA